This is a messenger RNA of Heterobasidion irregulare TC 32-1, 1074 nucleotides long. RefSeq lists its product as uncharacterized. Bases 1 to 1074 code for a protein of 357 amino acids. Lineage: Eukaryota; Fungi; Basidiomycota; Agaricomycetes; Russulales; Bondarzewiaceae. The record is from RefSeq and is a predicted model, not a curated record. The transcript is spliced from 2 exons.
AUGCAGCGAGCAGCGCUCCCUCGAUUCCCUCUCAAGCUAGGACAUGAGACAUUUGACAGAGUCUGUAAUUACAUCCAAAAAGACCUCAAGUACGAAGGGCCCCUCGGCCCGAGCUGUGAUGACACAAAAUUAUUGAGCACCCUUCGCACAUACUGGGAUGCCUUGGCAAAAACAUACUACCUGGUGGGACACACCGGCAAGCCUAUCGUGGUUGCCAACCCAGAAGAGCUUGAGGCCCUCCUCAAAUCAGAGAUGCUAGAGAAAGCAACAAAGGUUUGUGUCUGGUGUGUUCAAAUCCCAAUGCCAAAGGCGAGCUCUAUCGUCACUCAUGUUUUGGCGAUCCCAAACUCAUGCGAUGCCGAGGAGCUUCAAGCUUAUUCAGACAAGAUUAUCUGUGGUCUGGUUCAGCGUGGGCUCAAGGUUAUAUCAUACACUUGCGACGGCACGGAGACAGAGCGCAAGGUACAGUGCUGUCUCAUCCGAGAUUCACCUUUCCACAUUACAUACACAAUCCAACACCCCAACCCAGCUGUUGAUUUCGAGGACAUGACCGUCAUCAUUGCGACUAGGGAGGCCCAGCCAAUCGUCAUGAUCCAGGACUCCAAACACGCUCUCAAGACAAUGCGUAACAAUAAUUUCAGCGGUGCCAAACUCCUUGUUCUAGGCAACACCACCGCAAAAUAUUCUGAUGUGCGUGAUGCAGCGUUUGGUCCAGGUAUUUCACCCCUCUACCCCCGCGAUGUCGAAAAUCUUGACUGCCAAGACGACAAUGCCGCAACUCGAUUAUUCUCUGCUUCCUCACUGGAGUACCUGGCAACACAUUUCCCUGACCAUGUCGGGGAAAUCGUCCAUCUAUUCAUAUUCGGAGAGCUCGUUGAUGCAUAUCAAAAUCGCAAAAUCAGCCACCUUUCACGCAUCAAAAUGGUCCUGCGCACUCAUUACUUCCUGGACAUAUGGGCACAGUUUCUAGAUAGAGCAGGCUAUGUGAAGUCGAAGCAUUUCAUCUCUCAUGAAGCUACUGAUAUUGUCCAGAUCAUCAUCGAAGGUCUCAUUGGCCUCGUUAUCAUCCACUGA